AUGCGUGCUAUCACGAGCACCACGUGCGCCAGCCUGCAGCGACAGGCUCCUCGCCCCAUCGGCGGCAGCGCUUUCAAGCCCCUGGAGGCUCACACCUGGGGUGCCCCUGCCCGUGGACUGCAUGCCUCCCGUCGCGUGCUGACUCAGGUUGCCGCCGGAGCCGGCGACCGGGGCCCGGUCACCAAGACCGUCUACUUUGACAUCACCAUCGGCGGGAAGCCCGAGGGCCGCAUCACCAUCGGACUGUACGGCGAUGAUGUGCCAAAGACGGCCGAGAACUUCAGGACCCUGGCCGUGGGCAAAGGGGAGCUGACCUACAAGGGCUCACCCUUCCACCGCGUCAUCCCGGACUUCAUGAUCCAGGGGGGCGACUUCACCAACCAGAACGGCACUGGCGGGAAGAGCAUCUAUGGCCGCACCUUCCCCGACGAGAACUUCAAGUUCAAGCACACCAAGGUGGGGCUCCUGUCCAUGGCCAAUGCUGGACCCAACACCAACGGCUCCCAGUUCUUCAUCACCACCGCCCUGACCCCGUGGCUGGACGGCCGCCACGUCGUCUUUGGCGAGGUCAUCGAUGGGUACGAUGUGGUGAAGAAGAUUGAGGGAACCAGGACGUCGCGUGGGGACAAGCCCGUGGAGCCCGUCCUGGUGGCCGACGCCGGCGAGCUUUGA
Messenger RNA from Auxenochlorella protothecoides, 672 nucleotides. Its product is annotated as Peptidyl-prolyl cis-trans isomerase B. Gene Ontology annotation, biological process: protein peptidyl-prolyl isomerization; protein folding. The transcript is spliced from 6 exons. The record is from RefSeq and is a predicted model, not a curated record. Gene Ontology annotation, molecular function: peptidyl-prolyl cis-trans isomerase activity. The coding region runs from base 1 to 672 and encodes 223 amino acids. NCBI's taxonomy places the organism in Eukaryota, Viridiplantae, Chlorophyta, Trebouxiophyceae, Chlorellales, Chlorellaceae.